Hirsutella rhossiliensis is the source of this 3045-nucleotide messenger RNA. RefSeq names its product CHAT domain-containing protein. The coding region runs from base 1 to 3045 and encodes 1014 amino acids. The transcript has a single exon. The record is from RefSeq and is a predicted model, not a curated record. NCBI's taxonomy places the organism in Eukaryota, Fungi, Ascomycota, Sordariomycetes, Hypocreales, Ophiocordycipitaceae.
AUGUGGAAUCCUUUCAAGAAGACCAAGGCUCGCAGGACAGGUGAGACGAAGACAACAGUCCAAAGGCCGUUUCAGCCACUGCCAUACUACGACUGGGGGCGCCAUGUUCGCAGCUUAGGUCUUUUUGAACACGUCGACGAACACAUGGACGUUUGGGAUGCCCAGGCGGACGCCAAGGCCGAUCCGGACUCGGCUGAGAAGCAAGAGACGGUGGCCGAUCUUCUCAUGUGUCGGACGCAAACUUGGUCCAACAACAAAGUAGGCUUCUACUUUGACUCGAGCGAGAUAUUGCGCGCAAUCAACAAGGCAAUCUCGUUGACACCCCUGGACCAGCCGGACCAGCUCCUACGAUGCGAGAGCAAGUUGGCCAUGUUCUACGAGAGACGGUAUGGGCUGAAGGGAGACGUAAGCGACUUGAGGUCCGGCAUCCCCCUGGCCCAACGUGUGGUAGCACAGACGCCAGACUCUGAUUCGACGAAGCCGUUUCGCCUCACAUGCCUCGCCAAUCUACUCGCCUACCGAUUCGAGAGGGAGGGCAACCUGGACGACGCACACAGUGCAGUCAGGUUUGCUGCUGAGGCAGCCGAGCUGGGCGAGCAGGCAAACCAGGGCGACGACGGCAACAAGGAUGUGGUUUCGCGGCUGAAGCGCAACCUAUCUGUCAAGCUCGAGAUGCGCUCGAGCCGGACGGGGAGCCUGAGCGAUCUGGAGCAGGCCAUCCAGCUGACCGAGCAGGCCCUCGAUCUUGUAACCGCCCGCAAUCCGGAUCGGCUGCGCUACAUUAGCGAGGCUGGAAACAUGCGGGCAAUCAAGUUUCAGAAAUCCAAAGAUAUUCGUGACCUCAUGCGCGGCAUCGCGGCCAUGGAGCGCGCAACGUCGGCCACCCCAAAGGGCGACGCGGGGUUGCCGAGGCUGCUCGAUAACCAGGCCAACGGAUAUCUCGAGCGGUAUGAAUGGGGAGGGGACAAGGAAGACCUGAAACUGGCCGUCGAUAAGGCCGAGGCUGCGUAUAAUGCACAGUUCCUCCUCGACCGAAACCAUCCAGACAUGGGCCGGUAUAUCACCAGCACCGCGCGGAAAUACGCUCUCCGUGCACAGAUAUCGAAUCGCCUAUGGGAUGAGGGCCUGACGGCGACCUUUUCGAAAAGGGCUCUGAACGGUCUUAUAGCUGGGCAUCCAGGUCGCGCCGAAGUCCUCGAGUGUUCAGCCGACGCACUGGCUCUGGCAUUCAAGGGGGAAGCACGCGUGCGGCCCGAGGUGCGAGAGGAGGUCAACCGUCGCCUCCAAACACAGCAGCCGAGCUUCAAGCAAAGCUUGGCUUGGAAUGCCUCACGACGACCUGUCGUGGUCGAACUGGUGGAAACUCCCUCACGAAACCUAGAGAAGGCCAUGAGCCUCUACCGGCAGGCGGCGUGCUUGGAAAACGGCCACCCCUUCACCAGGAUCCGCGCCUGCAAGAAAAUGGGCGACUUGAAGUUGAAGAACAUGGAGUGGGACGAUGCGGCUAACGCGUACGAGAUGGCCAUCAGCCUCUGGCCUAGGCUGAAUCCGCGGACCUUGGCGAGGGGCGACAUGGAGUAUGUCGUCAGCAAGCUGUCCGGGCUAGGACCCCUCGCAGCCCACUGUAUGUGUCGCUCCAAGGCACGCAGAUCGGCCGAGGAAGCUCUCCAGGCCCUGGAGUCCGGUCGCGGGGUCAUCGCUAGCCUGACUAUUGACGUCUCUGACCUGAAGAGGGAGUAUGGCGAGCUAUAUGACGGGUAUAUCGAGCUGUGUCAUGUUAUAUCGUCUCCCUUGCUGCCCAUUGGCGACACCGACGCCGACUCCAAGGUCUCGGUGGCCGCAGCCAUAUCCCAGCGGAACCAAGAAGUCGAGGAUCUGAAGCUGCUCGAGCGCCAGAUCCGCUCCAAGCCCGGAUUCGAAAGCUUCCCGCGCACUCGCUCAACCACCGAGUUCACCCAGCUUGCCGGUCACGGGCCAAUCGUGUGCUUCAGUACUACGGGGAAUUUCACCGUCGCCUUCAUCGUCACCACGGCCCGGGUCGCUGUCAUUCCUCUCAACGACAUCGAAACCAAGGACCUCCAGGGCCACGUCAAGUUAUUAGUCAGGGGCAAGUCCCCUACCAGUGUCGCGGCGUCUAAGAAGGCUGCCAACAACAAACGCGUAUGUGAGUCGCUGCAAUGGCUUUGGAUUAUGGCAGUCGAGCCCGUCCUCCAGCACCUCGGUCUCAUCCAGGAGGCCCCCCCGGAGAGGCUCCCGCGUAUAUGGUGGGUCACGAGCGGCCUCUUGGGUCUCCUGCCACUGCACGCGGCCGGGAGCGGCUGGCGCACCUCGAGGGACAACACCAUGAGCCAUGUCGUCUCGAGCUACGUCCCGACCUUCAGGGCGCUUGCGUACGUGAGGGCGAAACGGCCAAGACCGCUGGGGGAUGCCGGCACCGAGCUUCUCGUUGUGAGCGUGCCCAAGACGGAGGGAUACAAGGAGUUGGACGUCAAGCCCGAGGUUGACGGCGUCAUGCAGAAUUUCCAGCAGGGCACGGUCAGGGGUUCAGUCUUGCUGACGCCGUCUCGAAAGGAAGCGCUGGACAGGUUGAAAUCUGCCAACAUUGCCCACUUUAUCUGCCACGGCGUCUCCGAGGCCACGACGCCGUCUGCGGGCGGCUUGGAGCUGGGAGACGGAAGGCUGACCAUUCACGACGUUGGCUCCUUGUCCCUUGACCACGUGCAAAUCGCCUACCUCUCGGCUUGCUCAACGGCGCAGAACAAGAAUAGCGACAUUGUCGACGAGACGAUUGCCGUCGCGAGUGCCUUUAACCUCGUUGGCUUUCCACACGUUAUCGGGACCCUGUGGGAGGCAAGCGAUAGAAUUGCCGGCAAGGUUGCUCCGAGGUUUUACAAGAUGCUCGCCGACAACAUCCAACAAGGCUUUGGCGACAACGCUGCUGUGGCGUAUGCUUUGCAUCGGGCCGUUGCCAGCCUCUGGGAGGACAAGAAGAAUGGCCAGGGCAGGGUGGACGAGUGGGUGCCUUUCAUCCAUAUCGGAGCUUAA